Messenger RNA from Penaeus vannamei (Pacific white shrimp), 1473 nucleotides. The record is from RefSeq and is a predicted model, not a curated record. Lineage: Eukaryota; Metazoa; Arthropoda; Malacostraca; Decapoda; Penaeidae.
AUGGUACAGCCCCUCAGCCUCCGCAAGUGUACUGCUGACUUAAACUGCUGGAUGGAGGUUAAGAGAUGCGUCCGUCUCUCACAUCAGCUGAUCCCACAUUCUGAAGUACUGCGACGAAGGGGACCCUCUCCCAUAUGCGAACAUUGGACUAUCUCUCCAAUUAAAUGUCAAACAAAAAAUGAACUGACACUCUUAUCAGCUGAUUUCCUCGAGCUGUCUGCUCUGGCGCAACGCACUAACAGUGCACGCCUAGCUGUGCAGAGGCGAAGAGCAACGAUGGAGACCUUGCUGAGGUUGGCCCUGUCCCUGUCUCUCCUGGUCUGUGUGUUGACAAGUUCGGAGGAUAGAUCCUUCCGCGCAAGAGGAGUUGACUUCCAGGUUGACGAGGAGAGACAAGUGAGAGUGUGGGCAGGGAAUGGCACUGAAAUACACUAUACGGCUCUAGGGAGACGGGAUAAAGUACCCAAUACCACAAAUCCAAGCUGGCAUAAUUUCACAGCAAAACGAAACGAUUCUCACUACUGCUUUCAACCUGGAACUGAAGCUGAAGUCUGCGAUAAAACGAAGCGUCAAGUGCAUAUCGAAAGUAGCUCUGAAACGGAAUGGAUUAUUAAACCUAGCUCUUCCUAUUCCGGAUGCGACCAGUAUCACCUUCUCGAACUCCAACUUGAUGUCCACGAAACUCCUACUAAGCUGUUUUGGCGGCCCGGCAAGUUCACGAGGAAUUUGUCUUUGAAUAUCUCUACAGGCUGCGUGGCUAAAUAUGAAAUCGCACAAUCCUCUUCGCAAUCUUGGUUUGAUAUUACGUUUCAGCGUGUGUCUGGUGGGAACCUCAGUGUUGUCAACAGCGCCCUUCUCAACAUAUCACAAACUUGCCAAGGGAUUCAGAGACAAAUCAGUCGAAUUGAAGUGACAAGCCUGAAUGAUAGUUCAAGGACGCCAAGCUAUUUCUCCUUCCACUGCGGGGAUGGCCAAGGAACCCAACCGGACGCCCUGCCAUUGUCCAUUUCCUUGUCCGCCCUGGCGCUGUUUCUUCUGGUCGCGCUGGCCGCCGUCGUCGUCUGCCUCCUGAGAGCGAAGGUGUUGCCAUGCACCCGCGAGACCCUUGCCAGCAACCCGAAGAACUCCGACUGGCGUGGCAUCCCCAGCGGACAGGAGCCGCAGGAGGAGCGUAUGUAUGAGUACGUCAGCCUGAACGGUUCGAGUUUCCAGGACGUCGAUGAGGAGGCCCUGGAGCUGCCUUCGUUGACCGCCCACGACUCCGAAAACUCACUCUAUGGGGAGUUUUACUCACUCUACUGUUUUGGGGUGAUCUGCUUCAAGGCACGGAAAUACUUUACAGUCAGAACUGUAGCCUUACACAUAAGCCCAGGUUCCUAUACAUGGACAAACUUCGAAAACUUUGAUUUUGAAUCGCAGAAAAAGAAAAAGGGCCCCCACGCAGGCAGAGGUGCAAAGGGAAGCAAUAACUAG